CUACGGCUAGUGUGUUUUUGACAUCGGUGAACGUAGUCGUGAACUUCGGAGCGGAUUAAAUACUUUAUUUAUAGUUUUCAAUAUAAUAAAGCGGCGUGACGUCGGUGGACACCUGCACCGCAUCCGGAUAAAACAAAUAUGAGCAUCGCCGCCCUGAUCCGAGCCGCAGAAUACAUCGAGCGGCGGGACAGAGUUUUGUUUGUUGCAGAGGCGGAGCACGGCUACGCGUCGAGUCUGCCGGCGGGCGACGAGGCGCGCGGCCGUCGGCACAAGACGAAGAAGUCGCAAGGCAGCAGGACGACUCAUAACGAGUUGGAAAAGAACAGACGAGCGCACCUGAGGAGCUGCCUGGAGCGGCUGAAAGGCAUGGUACCGCUGGAGCCCGAGGCGGCGCGACACACUACGCUCGGCCUGCUUACCAAAGCAAAAAGAUUUAUAAAGAGCCUGGAGGAGCGGGAGAAACGGCACUCGAGCCACAAGGAGCAGCUGGCGCGCGAGCAGCGCUUCCUGCGGCGGCGGCUGGCGCAGCUGCGCGCGGUGGCUCGGCGCGCGCGCUGCUCGCCCUGCUCGCCCUGCCACUCCGCGCACCAGCACUCCGCGAGGGCCGACUCCUUCUCCUCGGUGGAGUCCUCCUCGGGCGUGUCCACCGCCGACCGCUCGCCCUCAUCCGUCUCCGAAAGCGACGAGGUGGACGUGUUGGGCUACACGUCGAGCCCCAGCGACUGCGAGUCGUUGGCGUCGGGUGACAGCGGCCUGCCGCGCCCCGCCCGCCCCCGCCGAGCGCCGCCCCUCUCCCCCGAUGUCGCCAGAUGGGGACAGCCUCGGAGCGGCGCGAGGUCUGCCACGCGACCCUAACCUGCCCCUCCCGCACCGCUGCCGGGGACACGGACACACAAACACACACACACACACAUCGUAUUGAGUACAAAAUCGCCAAAAAAAACUUCAUUACUUAAUUAUUUCUUUUUUCGGGUCUCAAGCGACACCUGCGGGAUUUGCCUUUUAAUUUCUGUUAUGUGCAAACGAUAUCCGACACGAUUCUGACGGGAUUUAAAAUUUAUUUCGGAUAGAUGCGAAAUAAAGCUUAAUAUUAAAUAAUGAGCAUAGAACUAGAGCGGACGACAUUUUAUCGAGCGCGACCAACGAUGAAUUUGAACGAGCUGUAAUUUAUAAUGGCAACAGUAGCGUGUCUCUCACCGGACCAGAUACAUUUGUGGCAAUUGUAACUAUCUAGAUCUAGAUAAUAUAUGUCUACGUUACUAUGAAGACUACCUCUACCGGUUUCAUUUCAAAGUUCUCCUACUCACAGGCGAUUCGUUCCUUGUCAUAACAAGCUCGAACCAUGCUAACCUUUUGCUUCUUAACUUCUCUACCGCUGGUCCUUAAUAUACUCGUUUCGCAUCAAACCACUCUCACACUCACAUUUCCGCCGAUCGCGCCAAUUUACUAUCCGUGGAUAGAACACAUAGAAUCUAUUGUAUUUAGGGCUGAUCUGCCGCAACAACAAGCCCAACAGAAGACAUAUAUUUUAUCUAAUAUGAAAACAACAGAACUUAAAAGGCAACCUAGUUCCGAAUUCUUGACUUUUUGUUUCAAAUUAUUUUAAUGUUAUUUUAUAAAUUGUUUUAUUUAUUUUUUAUGUUUAUUUUUUCAAAAUCUAUAUUUCUUAUGUUCUUCGACAAUAUGUAAGCGUAGGAUAAGUACUUAUUGUCACGUCGGCGACUCGUCGGCAACACGUCGGCGACUCGACGGCAACUCGUCGGCGACUCGUCGACGAAACGUCAUUAUAGUUUUUAUGUCUCAUUUACACAAGGAGAGUUUCGCCUCGAGUAGAGUCUCGUACAAAUUGCUCCCAACUCUAUCUUACGAGGCUCCUCAUCACAUUUAUCUUUCAACAAUCGCAAUCUCGAUAUUUUAUGAGACGAUAAUAUCACUUUUACAAAACUCUCACCAUCUGUAGACUAUCGUAUGAUAGUAGACAUAAAGGCGAGCAGGCGAGCGAUGAGACAAACUCUCUUUGUGAAAAUUGCAUAUUUGUAUAUAAAUAUUUGUUUCUUGUAGAAUAAACGAAGAAAAUAAAUGGUAUACACGUGUGCG
This is a messenger RNA of Papilio machaon (common yellow swallowtail), 2097 nucleotides long. RefSeq names its product max dimerization protein 1-like. Bases 139 to 855 code for a protein of 238 amino acids. Gene Ontology annotation, biological process: regulation of transcription by RNA polymerase II. Gene Ontology annotation, molecular function: DNA-binding transcription factor activity, RNA polymerase II-specific; protein dimerization activity; RNA polymerase II cis-regulatory region sequence-specific DNA binding. The transcript has 8 exons. The record is from RefSeq and is a predicted model, not a curated record. NCBI's taxonomy places the organism in Eukaryota, Metazoa, Arthropoda, Insecta, Lepidoptera, Papilionidae.